Paramecium pentaurelia is the source of this 1937-nucleotide messenger RNA. Lineage: Eukaryota; Ciliophora; Oligohymenophorea; Peniculida; Parameciidae. The record is from the annotation of a GenBank genome assembly.
AUGGAUCAAACUUUUUAAGAUUAGGAAGCUCUAGCUGACAUCUAUACUUAAGUUAAAGAUGUAGAUGAACAACUAUUUGGUGUCUUAUUGGAAAUAAUUCGAAAGGAAAAAGUUUAUGACUACAUUAGAUAUCUUUUGGAUAAUGGAAAUCAAAAACAUUUAGAAGAAUAAAUCUUACAACAAAGAGAGAAUUUAAAACAAGCUUAUAAUGAAAUGAAAUUGUAUGAUUUUAGAAAGAAUAUAUAACAAAUUACUGAUGUCCUAAAAAAAAUAAAAGAUCAUAAAUUUAAUAAGAAAGAUUAUUCAAAUGAAGAAAAUUAAGAAUCUAUAAAAGAUCUGAUUAAAAGAAUUCGGUAUAAUAAAAAGAUCAUCGAAUUUUUGUAUUUUUUAGUUCAGCUCACAUCCUUAGAUAACACUUUAAUUUAAUGUGGUUCUAAUUCAUUACAUAUCUUAGUUUAAAUGAAGGUUGAUAUGACAAAUAAAAAUUUUGAUCAAGAUGUAAAAUACUUCUCUAGUAGGAGCUAAUUUUUUUCGAUGCAAUUUAAGUGGAUCUGAAUUUAAUAAUGUUAACAUUAGUGGAAUGAAUAUGAAUAGAGCAUUAUUAUUGAAUUGUAAAUGGAACAACUUAAGAAUUCAAGAAUUAAACUAAUUAAAAGGUCAUGGUGGUUUUGUAAGAUCAGUCUGUUUCUCUCUUGAUGGAAAUACAGUAGCAUCUGGUUAGGAUGAUAACUCUAUUCGUCUAUGGGAUAUUAAAACAGGAUAAUAAAAAGCCAAAUUACAUGGUCAUACAAAUGGUAUCAACUCAGUGUGUUUCUCUCCCGAUGGAAUUAAAUUAGCAUCUAGUAGUUUUGAUAACUUUAUCCGAUUAUGGGAUGUUAAAACAAGAAAAAAGAUGGCCAAAUUGAUUGGUCAUACUAAUUUUGUCAACUCGGUCUGUUUCUCUCCUGAUGGAAAUACGUUAGCUUCUGGUAGUAGUGAUAUGUCUAUAUGUCUAUGGGAUGUUAAAACUGGAUAAUAAAAAGCAUAAAUAGAUGGUCAUACUAGUGGAGUCUUAUCAGUCUGUUUCUCUCCUGAUGGAAAUACAUUAGCUUCUGGUAGUAGUGAUAAGUCUAUAUGUCUAUGGGAUGUUAAAACUGGAUAAUAAAAAGCCUAAAUAGAUGGUCAUACUAGUGGAGUCUUUUCAGUCUGUUUCUCUCCUGAUGGAAAUACAUUAGCUUCUUGUAGUAAGGAUUUGUCUAUCCGUCUUUGGGAUGUAAAAACAGGAUAAUAAAAAGCCUAAUUGGGUGUUCAUUAAUUAUCAGUCAACUCAGUCUGUUUCUCUCCUGAUGGAAAUACUUUAGCUUCUGGUAGUUGGGAUAAAUCUAUCCGUCUAUGGAAUGUAAAAACAAGAUCAUAAAAAGCCAAAUUAGAUGGUCAUGAUGAACCUGUUACAUCAGUCUGUUUCUCUCUUGAUGGAAAUACUUUAGCUUCUGGUAGUUGGGAUAAAUCUAUCCGUCUAUGGGAUUUAAAGAUAGGAUAAGAAGAUAAAUCCUUGGAUAAACAUAACAAAGAUGUUUUAAUAUAAUCGAAGAUUUCAUUCCAAAAAAAUAGUCCUCUCUCAGAAGAUAGUAUUUAUCUUUUUCAUAUUUUUAGUCUCCAUAUACACUACUAAAGUCCUUAUAUCUUAAAAGGCAAUAUUUUAAGCAUAAGGAGCACUUAUUUUGAAAGGAGAGUUCAUAAAUAAAUCAGGGAUAGAUUUAAAAAAAUUAUUGAAAAAAAAAGGAAGUUGCUUUUUGAAAAGCUUGUAGUACAAAUAUAGUUACAAUAAAUUUCUUAAAUUUUUUAACUAAGUCUUUAUCAGUUCCACCCUUCAUCUUCAUUACAUUAGAUAGAAAAUAAGCAUUUAUUUUUCAAAAGUUUUCCUAUCAUUUUAGAAAAAUGUAGGGAAUAUUUAUUGA